Linepithema humile (Argentine ant) is the source of this 8911-nucleotide messenger RNA. The record is from RefSeq and is a predicted model, not a curated record. Lineage: Eukaryota; Metazoa; Arthropoda; Insecta; Hymenoptera; Formicidae.
AAUUUUGUAAGCUCUGCAUUAUUAAUCGCGUCACUCGAGAAGUUUAAUCGAUCAGUGAUUCAUUUUAUCGCGGUGAUGUUGAUUACAAUAAUUUAAAAAUAAUGAAAAGUGUUGCAAAUAUUUCUUAUUGCGUUUAAAAAAAUAUUUUAAUAAAUGAGAGAUAUAAAUAAGAUAAUUAGGAAACAAUGCAAUUUAUGGUAGAAAAUCCUCAGAGAGAAAUUGCGAGUUAAUUUAUUUGCUCAAACGGAAGUUGUUCGCGCGUUUUUUUGCGCGGGGAUUCACUUUUUGCUGGCCUUGGAUCGCAUUUUGUCUCGGCUGUGUAGAUUUUAUUAUCUAUGUAUUUUUCCUUUAGUGAUUCCUUUGUCUAUAAAUUGUUCGCGCGAGGAAGUUUUUGCAUGACUUCACUUUCACUGCGUUCUGCCGGUCAUUUUGACUCACGCGCGCUAACGGUUCGCCACUCGCAAAACCAGCUUAUAUUUAACGGGAAAUAUAAGAUACAUUAGAUUUUAAUAAAAAUAUACGUUGGAAAAAAAUACCUCUUAUUCUAAUGACAAAAAUAAUAAUUUUCUGUUUCCGAUUGUACGAGAGAAUGGAAGGCCUGUCCUCGCGACAGAUGGAUGUCCGUUCAGUCUUGCGCAGCAGCUUCCUUCCCCGUCUUGGUGAAUGAACCUUCGGCCGCACGUUUUCUAUUCCGCGGCUGUUCGCACUGCGAUCACGUACGCGCGUACGUACGUGCCCUGACAUAUAUAUUUCGCUGGAAAAUGUCCCGUAUUCCUGAUGAGAGAGAAUGUACCUGUACGAUUCGAUCGCGCGGGAGAAAGAAGAGCGAUCGCGUUCGGCCACACAUUUGGACGACAUUUGGCCUUCUGUUUCUUCGAGGAAUUCACGUUCAGGGUUGCAGGUGGCCUCCCCUGCCAGCUACGACAAGACGGAUGUCUUCACCUGGCCUUUACCUACAUAGCGACGACAACUCGACAUCACCCAGUUAGCAAUCCCAUCGUUUUAUGACCGAUAACAGAUCGAUUGCGCGGUCCUCAUAAGAAGGAAAAAAUACAAAAAUUGUGAGCGAUAAAUCGAUGACAGCGACAAUCGGAUUCCAACACAAUCUGCUACAGUAUGCUGAAGUAAUUGUGAUGACAACAAAGUUCGUUGAGUGCAGCAGAUAAGCGAUACUUUUUCGUUGAACAUCAAUCGAUUUCCGGGAAUUAGCGCGAAUUCUCGUCGUAUUUCAAGCGAACGCCAUCGGAAUGAAGAGGCGGCUAGAAUUAAUUGUUAUCGUCGAAUCUGAUUUAUCUGCGCGAUAUCAAUUACUGGUGCUCUCUCUCUCUCUUGCUCAAAUUAAUAAAAAAUUAUUCGCAACAACAAUAUGAUUUACAACAGUAUAAUCGCAAGGGCUCUAGACAAUCUGUGGUGCAACAUCAUGAUUUGCGAAAACGCGCAAAUCCGCGGGAUUGUCGCAUUUAUAGAAGUCGCAAAAUAGAGUUGUCAGACGCGCGAAAUUGUAUUUGACGAAAGCUUCAAUGGCACGCGAUUGUAUAAAUCAGUCGGAAUCACUUUAGUUUCUGCGCUGCAAUUUGUACGAAUUUCGAAAAGCGAUUAGUUUUUAUCUCGGCGUCUUCCCCGUCGUAAUAAUAUGACAUUAUUAAUUUAUUAUUAUAGAUUAGCUUCGUCGGAAGCGCGUGUGAGAUGAUAACGCGUCGGCGUUACAUAGUCGCGAGAACAUUUCAUCGACAGGCUAUCGAAAACGCGCCGUCAGUUUUCCAGAUGCGAAUCCAUUUCGCACGCCGAAUAUUUCUAAUUGGUACGCGCGCUUAUCUUCUGUUUACCUAUUAAUGAAGCGUCGAUAUAAAAUUUCACGAUAAAACGCGCCCCACAAAGAUAUAACGAACGCGUCGCAACUUAAUUGGUCCGAUUAUUUAAUUCACACAUGACGUAAAACAUCGACAACUGGGUACGAAAAAAAAAUAAACGCGUGUCCGGCGUGCGAAUUUGAUUUACAUUCGUGUUGAGUUCGCGAUCCAAGUCGAAAAUCCAGGCCGAUAACUUCUGCGCGUCAGGAUCGCAAUUAGGAAUAAUUGCUGCGUAACCAUCUUAAAAGUCGGGCAGAUAAGUCGAGCAAAUAAAAAACACUGUCGAAUGUAAAAAUAAAUGUCGCUGCUCGAUUUUGUACGUCGUUAUUCUCUAAUCUUUUUUUCUUUACACGUAGCGCUUGGACUUUAUACGGCGUGCUUCUACGAAAGUAAUCGAUGAUCAGGUUUGGCGGAAAAAAAAAAAAAAACAAAGCCGAAUGCUUUUAAGAACAAUAUCUUUAAGAAUAAUUGUCUCUUCCAUAAAUUUGCAAAAAUCCCGGAACGCGUUCGAACUUUGCGACGCAGCUCGCGCCGUGUAAUUCGCGUGCAUGCAUUGACGUAUGAAGUUUGAGCAAACAUAUAAGCAUAGCAAAAAAGAGUGUGCCUAAAUAAAAGGGGAGACUUGCAUCAAUCGAUUGACUGACACCGAGAUAAACGUAUUCAACAUAAAAAAUGGGUCUCGCGUUUCCAUUUACUUGUCUUCCGAGAAAAAAAAAAAAACUGCGCCUGAUCUUAUUUAGAGCCUGGAGAACACUUAGAGCCUCAGUAAACAUAGAAGCGCGCGAUAAAUGCACGAGCUAUGCAGAGAAAUGCGACUUCACGAUUGCUUAAGCAGCGGCAGCGUUAAAUUUAUCGAUCAGAUCAUUUUUGCUGUCACUAUUAAUUUACAAUCUUGUUGAUCUUUCGCAUUUUAUCGCGCCCUGUGAAGUGGGUAUUUAUUGUAAUCUAAUGUGACUAAUCGAUACGGGAGUCAUGCACCCGCGAUAGAACGCAAGUAAAACGCAGUAUGCGCUCGGAAAUUUUGGUCGAGCGGUUCAGAUCUCGAGACGAAACGUCGAAUAGUUCGGAAUUGGCAGCAAAUUUGAAUGAUCACAACAGUGCAUAACACGAAUUCGCAAUUGGCACGAAUGAGAUAAGUCUGCGUUAGACAUUCAGUAUGCAAAGUGUUAACAAUGUUGGCAGAUUGGCUGCAAAUUUGAUGAGAAGUCGCUACCUUUGGACGACUGCGUUUCGCUGCAUUACUAAAUAUCUAAUGUUCACUUAUCUUAUUUGUACUCGUUGCGAAUUCAUAUUAUGCCGUUUGUAGAUAUCUAUUCAAUGCCAUGCAUUUUAAAUGCUUUCCUGCGCACAUUAUAUUCCACUUUGUUCAGGAAACACACGUUAAAAUAAUUCAAUUUUUCUAUUAAACAUUUUAGAAAUGCGUCGCGCGAAAAUGUCAACGUGAAAGACUAUUUUCUGUCUGCGGCGCGUAUUAUUUUUGCUCAAUAUUGAAGUUCGAAUAAUGUUCGAACUUUUAGGACUUAGAAAUUAACAUUACAGAUCGAUCAUUGCUCGUAUUCAAACUCGAAACACAAAUGUUUUUGCUUACAUAUAAUGUGUUCGAAUUCUUUGUCUGAUUUUUGCUCUUUUUUUUCAGGCGAUUGACUGUUUUUCCGACUGGAACCUUCGAUUCGAAGCGUGAAGGCGGCUUAACGAAGAUUGCAAGAUAAAUCAUGGAAUGAUAUCGGCCUUGUUACGAUCGGAUCACCGGCAUUAUUAACUAAUAAGCUGAAGUUUCACGGUGUGCAAUGUAGCGUGAUAAGCGCUAAAUAACUCGCCAUAUCACCGCGAUUAACACGCUGGUAAUCAUAUAUAGACAAUAGAAUUCUGGUCUUGUUAGGAAUACUGAUCGUCUACUGUCAGGCGAUAUCUUAUCUCUCAAGAGAGAGAGAUACGCGGGAUGUUCAGGCUCGAAAAUUCGCCCACUCACUGAUAUAACGCUCCCUAGUUCUUCUGUAAUUUCCCAACCGCUUCGAUAUUGAAUUGAUGAAGAAAAUGAUAACAAGUAUGUCGCGUUUCGAGUGCGGUGCAGCGAAUCGACAUGCGCUCGUAACUUAAUUUCUGUAAUUAAUUCCGUGAUUCACGACUAUUUUCGACGAAUGACGGUGAUUGUGUCCGCAGAUAAAUGCAGGCUAGCAAGCGAUCGAGCAAACACAACAAGACAGCAUAGCUUGCAAUGAAAUUUACGUGAUUAAGAGAGUGCACUCGCGAUGUACCGCGGCAGUGAGAUCAUCGGCAUUUACAUAGGUGAUCGAUCGCACAAUGUUUCCUUGAAAGAGAAGGAAAACCGAAGAGAUUAAUUUAUCAAAGUUAUGAUAAUUUGUAACGACUUUUUCUCAGAUAAAAUGAGAAAUUUUUGGAAAUUGAAAUAAAAAAAAUUUACAGCCGUUCUCGCGAGAGAUGCAAAGAAGUGUAUGAUUCAAAAAUUAAUUGCACACUUUUUGAAAUUAAUCAUGCGAUUAAUUACGCGAUGCAGAUGUCAAGUUACGUUGAAGUAUCCGGCAAACGUCGGGCAUCGAUAAGAGAGUAUAUGUUCCGAAUUAAGAUAUAAUUAAGAUAGAUGUAAUAAUCUUUAAUUCUUGAUUAAUCCUCUGCAAAGUAUAUCUUAUUGAAAAUGUAAACCGUGUUCAAUUCAGCGCACGUGCAAAAUUUCUCAACAGCCACAGUUGUCAAUAGCUUGGAUUUUAGGACACAGCGGCCUUCUUAAGCGAACGCUUCAUGCGUGAAAUCUAUUUUCCGCACAAAUGUGUAACUACUUAUGACUAUUCUUCUUUAAUAUAUGCGAGAGAUGUGGAUAUUUCGCGAUCGUGCUUCGGUUACGGAAAGAUUCGCGACGGACGCGCGGCGAGGACGAAUCGCGAAUGUGCGAUAAAAUGAACGUUUGCCUAUCGGGCUUUAUCGAGCUCACUAUGCAGAAAUGUGAAAGAAAAAGUGACCUUAACCGAGAGAGACAUGACACAAGCUCGAAUUGCCGGAAGCCGAGGGUCACGCGAGCAUCCAAGGUUCGCGAGAGAGAGAGAGAGAAAGAGAGCGGAAGAGAUAAUAAUUUAGAUUCGAUCUGCAGAUUUUCUAAUUCAGCGAAUUUGCGCGUCCGAGCGAAAGGCGGACCGAUCGAUUCCGUCACGGUCUCGUUUCAGUUUAAAGAAAGAGAUGAGCUAUUGACGAUCUACGCACGACUAUUGCGUGAAUGUCAGGAAGUGUCAUGCAAAUGAACGAGUUGCAAUUAAUGUCAAGGCAUCCUGCCGCCGUCGCGGUCAGGCGAAAGUUAAUCGCUUCAUGACGGCUACUUUAACAAAUUAAGAUUUCUAAUAAUUGAAUGAUUCUCACGAUGGGAUAGAGAUUUUGCUAUCUAAGCGGCGGCGGCUGCAUCUUUGACAAGUAAAAGCGUUCGAUGGGGUUUGAAACGAGCUGAUUAAAAUUAUUGCACUUUCCAUUCACAAAGCAUGAACUUUUUAAGAAAGUGUUAAGAUAUUGGAGAUCACAAAAGUAUAUCAAUUUCGUCUACAUUUGCAUCAAUGAUAUAAUUUCGUACAAAUCACAGAGCACAAAAACUGUAAGAACACUUUUCCUCAGUAAAACAUUGUGAAGAUCGCAGAGAACGCUCGCUAUCGUAAUGCUCGCAUUUUUUGAGACUAUAAAUAAUAUAUUUCUAUUAAAAAGCGAUUGACACUUGUUGGAUAUACGAUAAGAAGUUUAUUGCUUAUCUAUGCGAAAUGAUUUUCUUUUAUCAUGUUACACUUCGUCUUUUUGCCGUGUUAUACUUGUCUUCUGUGACUCUGUUGUACUUGAGUCACUUAUAAGAAUUAUAUUAAGUAUGUUUUUCUGUUUUUUUUUUUUUUUAGUCUGCGAGGGAAAUACCUUUUCUGUGAUGAUAAUGAUCUUCCCGAUAAAGCGUGUAUUUUCCAUACAAAUGCGCGCUGCAUAAUAAUGCGAAAUCUAAUCGAUUGUAAUCGUAUUACAGCCGUGUCACCCACUUGAGAGAUUACAGAACGAUCGGCGAUGUCCAGUCGAUUUUUUUGCGUUCUAGAUAUCGGCAUUGUGCGAUUUUAUGCCGCGGAAACGCAUAAAUUUAUGCACGGCUGAUCUCAAAGCUGAAGAAAUUUCUCGGAAGAACUCAUCCUUUUCCUUGAACGCGAGGAAAGUUCCGCGAGGAAAUUAUCAAAAGUGGAUGACGAAGUGUUUUGAGAUACAACACGUAUUUUGUGGCCGGUGAAGUUAGAGCUGAGAAAACCGAUCGAAGGAAACUAAAAGAUUCGUCUCGUUUCUAGGGGAAUGCAAAAGUCUCGAAGAGUGCAAAAUGGCAAUCAGAAGCAGAAACAAUCAAGUGUUUGAAGAUACAACACGUGUCGGUUAAUGCGGCGGUUAUUAAAAUUUAAGAAAUUGCUCGAAGGGUAUUGAAAAAUCCAUCCAUAUUUCUCAAAGAAGCUUUCUGGUCGAUUUUUCGAUCGAUUUUGCAGAGCAUUUGCGAGUAGGGUUGACGAGGAUGCACAGGAUGCGUGAAUGCAAUCAAUUCAUCGCCACGGUAACGCCGUUUACGCUGUUUCCAUAACUACAACUUACGUCGCGUCGUAAUAUACACUUUACCUCGCCGUCAAGUUGCUGAACAGAAUCUGUCAACAAUGGAGCCCCGGGAUCUCGAUGCGAUUGGAAUAAUUGCGUUCAAUGGUAUAAUAAAGAACGCUCUGCGAUUGCAUCCGGAUGGAAAGCAUCUGCUGUAUCCGAUGGGCCGUAAGGUGGUCAUAAGAAACAUCGAAACCAGCGAGCAACGAUUCCUCAAUGGCCACACGAACAACGUCUCGGCAUUGUGCGUCUCUCCGUGCGGCGAAUACGUCGCUUCUGGUCAAAAUAAUCAUCUGGGUUUCAAGGCGAUGGUGAUUGUGUGGGAUUACAAGGAGAGCGCGAUGAGAGGCAGCUACGAGACGCACAAAGUCAGCGUCGCGGAUCUCUGCUUCACAUGCAACAGCGACUUCCUCGUCAGCCUCGGCGGCAGGGACGACGGUAACGUGAUCGUCUGGGAUGUGCGGAACAAUUCUCCGAUUUGCGGAUCGUACGCCAGCAACGAUACGAGCGGCAACGCGUACGAGAUCGCGAGGAUGCACGUUCACGGCGAGCGUUUCAUCACCGCGGGCGACCGAACGCUGAAGAUCUGGCGCGUCGACGCGAGCAAGCGGAAGGUGCACGGUGUCGACGUGGAAGUCGGCAAACUGAAGCGUUUCAUCAACUGCAUCGUCGUGGACGAAAGGGACGAGAUCGUCUACUGCGGCACUUCUUCCGGCGAUGUCAUUAAAGCAAGAUUGAAUCUGCCGGAUGAAUUACAACGCGGCGAAUCGACACGUCCGCCGGUGAUGAUCGGCUGCUACUCGAAAAUGACGCGCGAUCUGAGAAAAAUGAAGGCGGGCGAAGGCGAUCUGUAUGCAGGCGGGGUGAAGUGCCUGCUGCUUCUAAAGGACGGGAAACUAAUGCUCGGUGCUGGCGACGGUGCCGUCGAAUUGAUCGAGAUAAUAAACAAAACGACCAGUCGGACGCAAAAGCUAUCGAAGCUCCCAAAUACGCCACAAAUAUUUACUCAUCGAGCGGAAAACGUGUGUAGCACCGUGACGUCCAUAGUUCUGUAUCUGAACGACUUUGUGCUGGUGGGAACAACGUGGUGCGAGAUCUAUCAGAUUCAACUGUCGAAUUUUCACAUGCGUCUGCUCAUCACCUCGCACACGAGCUGCAUAUACAGCAUCGCGUUUCCGCGUGAUGAUUCUGAGAUAUUUGCAACGGGCGGCAAAAACGACGUCAGACUGUGGCAACUGAAGACGCACAAGGAAGCGCUUCGCAUCACCGUGCCAAAUUUCGUUUGCUCCAGCUUGCAUUUCGCGCGUGGCAAUCAAAUGCUGUUUUCUGCUUGGAACGACGGCACGAUAAGGGCAUUCGCGCCGCACAACGGACAACUUUAUUUCGCCAUUCACAACGCCCAUACGAAAGCUGUGUCGACGGUCGCGGUUGCGAGCGACGCCGCGACGCUCAUUAGCGGCGGCUGCGACGGCCAGGUACGUGUAUGGGAAAUAAAAGACGACGUACAACGAUUGAUUAGUGUACUGAAGGAACAUCGGGGUCCAAUAACAUCUUUGCACAUAUCGCACAACAAUGAGGACUUGAUCAGUUCGAGUACAGAUGGUACAUGCGUCGUUUGGGACAUAAUACGCUGCGUAAGGAAACAUGUGCUCAUGGGAAACACAAUGUUCAUGAUGGCGCAGUUCACCCCCGACGGAAUUCAGAUCCUGACAUGCGGCACGGAUCGGAAGAUUGCGUACUGGGAGACCCUGGACUGCUCGCUGGUGCGGGAAGUCGAGGGUUCCAGCGUCGGCACGUUGAACUGCAUAGACAUCAGUUCCGACGGCCGCUGCUUCGUCACGGGAUCCAGCGACAGCACCGUUAAGAUCUGGGAGUACGACAGCGCGGACAGCACGCACGUCGGUGUCUCCCAUGCCGCGAUAAUCAGCGCGUGCAAAUUCAGUCCGGAUGGCAAGCACGUAGUGACGGCCAGCGCCGACGGAGAGAUCAUCAUUUGGAAAUAUUCGUCCGAGAGCUCGGAGGAUUCUAAAUCCACGGUUCAGACAGGAAGAACAGCCAGCUCCACGCGUCGCUCGCGCAACGGCGAUUCGGACAAGCUAUCAUUGCGGAAGGCAGAAGGCGACGGAGACGCUGCAGCGGAUGAGACUACGCGAUCUAUCAAGAAAUCUGCCUCUUCGUGUACGAGUGAUCAAAAGCGGCUGUCAGCUGCCUCCGAUCGGAGUAAAGGAUCCAAGAAAGAAGUGCAGGAGGAAAGAAUGUCUGUUUGUCGAUCGGUAAGAUCGGCGAACUCCAAGUCGAAUGCAGUCGCGCUCAACUCAUGUCGAUGCAACGAUUCGAAGAGCGAUAGUUCAUCUAGCAAAGCGCGAGAAAUGGAUAAAUCGAAAGAGGCUUCAGAUCUGUAUAGCAGAAGGUCCAUCACAUCGAAUACAUAAUUCACGUGGCGGUGCAAAGCAACAGACUGA